GGUCCGUCCCUCGCCUUUCCCCUUUCUCUUACCAUGCCGGCGGGUCCUGGGAGCCGCCUCGGGUUAGCAGCGCAGCUCGGGAGCGUGGCGUGAAACACUUCCGAGGGAUCCCGAUGUGUCUGUUCCAGUCUGCCGCUAGAAGGCUGGUUCCCCAAGUGCGUUGUGGACUUAAGGCCUCGUCUUCAAAGAAGUUUGGCUUGGAAAUGGCCCGUCCUAGUUCAAACAUGGCUGAUUUCCGAGAGGUGUUUGCCAAAGCCAAGCACAUCGCCAUCAUCACCGGAGCCGGGGUCAGUGCCGAGAGCGGUGUCCCCACCUUCAGAGGGGCUGGAGGCUUCUGGAGAAAGUGGCAAGCCCAGGAGCUGGCUACUCCAGGGGCUUUUGCACGAAACCCUUCCCGUGUGUGGGAAUUCUACCACUACCGGCGGGAAGUGAUGCUGAGCAAACAUCCCAAUCCAGCCCACAUUGCCAUUGCAGAGUGUGAGAAGCGUCUCAGCAAGCAAGGAAGGAGUGUUGUGGUCAUUACUCAGAACAUUGAUGAGCUGCACAGGAAGGCAGGCACCAAGCAGCUCUUAGAAAUCCACGGUAGUUUAUUUAAAACUCGGUGCACCAGCUGUGGAAACGUGGCUGCGAAUUACAAGAGCCCGAUCUGCCCCGCAUUGGCUGGGAAGGGGGCUCCAGAUCCUGACACAGAAGAUGCUGCAAUUCCAGUUGAAGACCUUCCUCAGUGUGAAGAGGAUGGCUGCAAUGGGCUCCUGCGGCCCCACGUUGUGUGGUUUGGUGAAGCCCUGGAUCCCGGUGUGCUCACGGAGGUGGAGAAGGAGCUGGAUAUUUGUGACCUCUGCUUGGUCGUCGGGACCUCGUCCGUGGUGUAUCCUGCGGCCAUGUUCGCCCCGCAGGUCUCGGCCAGAGGAGUCCCAGUCGCGGAGUUCAACACGGAACCCACUCCUGCCACCAACAGGUUCAGGUUCCACUUCCCGGGCCCCUGCGGGACCACGCUGCCGCCGGCGCUGGCGCGACACGAGACGGAGAUCAUCUCCUGAGCCCUGGGAUCACCUCCUGAGCCCUGGAUCACCUCCUGAGCCCUGGGAUCACCUCCGGGGCGGCCUGGGCCGGCGGGGCGCAGGGCGGGGCGCAGGGCCGGAGCCGGGCAAUAAAGGCGCGGCGGGGCCACCCGGG
Lonchura striata (white-rumped munia) is the source of this 1176-nucleotide messenger RNA. It is a transcript of the gene SIRT5, whose product is annotated as sirtuin 5. NCBI's taxonomy places the organism in Eukaryota, Metazoa, Chordata, Aves, Passeriformes, Estrildidae. Gene Ontology annotation, cellular component: nucleus. Gene Ontology annotation, molecular function: NAD+ binding; protein-succinyllysine desuccinylase activity; protein-malonyllysine demalonylase activity. The record is from RefSeq and is a predicted model, not a curated record.